AUGGCCUCACCACACGGAGAAGCUUUAGACGAGAAGUCGACUCUCGUCAACCACAGCGAUGCCCCCAACGCCGCCACACGCUGGGUCUUGUGUAACUUGAUCCAGCAACUGCGCUUCUCCAAAGAACAGCUAUCCGCAAGCAGCAUCAGUACUACUGUAGCCGAGAACCUGUACGGCACCAAGGAGGGUCAGCUCCCUCACAAAGAGCUUGUCGGGCUUGCGGCAGAUGCUGUCGACUUGUUGCACGAUAUCCAGAGGAGACUGGAGCCAAGCCAUUUGACUCUGGCAGACCACUUCUUCGGCUACAUGAACGCCAAGUGCCUUGUCGCUGCCGUCGAGCUCGGCAUUCCGGACGCAUUGAAAAAGCAACCUCUCACCAUUGAUCAGCUAGCAGCCACUGUGCAAGCUCGCCCAGAUAGGACUGCGCAAGUGAUGCGCGCUCUGUAUAACAAUGGCAUUUUCCAAUAUGACCACCAGUCGAAUGUGUUCUCCAAUAAUGCGGCUUCCGAAAUGCUGACGUCGGAUCAUUGGACUCAGUGGCGCAACUGGGUCGAUCUCUACGGGAACGAGUUUUACGACAUUGCUCGCGGCAUUCCGGCCUCGCUCAAAGCAGACACGAAACGAAGUGCUGCGCAACACAACUAUGAUACGGACGAUGACAUGUUCACAUACUUCCAGAAGCAAGGCUGGGUACCGCGGCUGCAUCGCACACUUGGAGGAGGAGCAACUGCACAGGCACCUGGUAUUCUUGCCGACUAUCCCUGGCACGAGAUCGCAGACCAGACUGUGAUUGACAUUGGAGGCGGAGGCGGAGCACUGAUAGCCGCACUCCUGAGGAAUCAUGACACGAUGCGCGGUGGCGUCUUUGACCUCAUCAAGGUGAUUGAACACAUCCGGCCAUUCUUCAAUCCAGGGGGCAUGUAUGAGGAUGUCUGCAAUCGCGUCCCAUCCGAGAACCUGAUUGCUGGCAAUUUUCUUGAGGAAGUGCCCGCAUAUCACGUCUACACGAUGAAGUGGUGUCUUCAUGACUGGAACGAUGCGGACGCCAUCAAAGUACUGUGUAAUAUUCGCCGAGCAAUUCUCGGAGGGGAAAAGUCGCGCCUGAUUGUUCUCGAGUCUGUGAGAGCAGACGGAGCGAUGGGGAGGCUAUCGCGAUACGGAGACAUCAACAUGAUGAUGACAGCCAAGGGUCAAGAGCGCAGCGAGAAGGAGUGGCGAUUUUUAGCGGAAAGUUCUGGCUGGGCCGUCUCCCAGAUCUACCCAUUGAGAAAUGCAUGGGUGAGCGCCAUCGAAUUUCGCCCGAGCCAUUAG
Messenger RNA from Phaeoacremonium minimum UCRPA7, 1311 nucleotides. Its product is annotated as putative o-methyltransferase protein. NCBI's taxonomy places the organism in Eukaryota, Fungi, Ascomycota, Sordariomycetes, Togniniales, Togniniaceae. The coding region runs from base 1 to 1311 and encodes 436 amino acids. Gene Ontology annotation, molecular function: O-methyltransferase activity. The record is from RefSeq and is a predicted model, not a curated record. The transcript has a single exon.